Sphenostylis stenocarpa is the source of this 330-nucleotide messenger RNA. Lineage: Eukaryota; Viridiplantae; Streptophyta; Magnoliopsida; Fabales; Fabaceae. The record is from the annotation of a GenBank genome assembly.
AUGGAAAGUGUGGGGUUUUUGGGGCUAUAUCGGGUUGGGGCGCGGAAUGACGGAAGUGCCCCUGUCUAUUGCAAUUCAAUGUCCGUGCCUUGUCUCGCCCGGAAUACGGGGAAGCAGACCGUUUCGCGCUCUCUUUACGCACACGAUGUGAAUGUUAAAAAAUGUCUCUUCAACGCAACUUCUUCUUUUUUGGUGUGGAAUCGAGUGGCUUUGGUAUGUGCCACCGGUGAACGAAGUUUCAAAGGAAGUGGAGCGUGGAGUUACCCUAUGAUGGAAGAUGGACCCGAACAAGUUCUCCUCGUUGCAUGCAUGACGGCCGACAAGAGCUGA